Patiria miniata (bat star) is the source of this 2767-nucleotide messenger RNA. Its product is annotated as allatostatin-A receptor-like. Gene Ontology annotation, molecular function: G protein-coupled receptor activity. The transcript has 3 exons. The record is from RefSeq and is a predicted model, not a curated record. Lineage: Eukaryota; Metazoa; Echinodermata; Asteroidea; Valvatida; Asterinidae. Gene Ontology annotation, cellular component: membrane. The coding region runs from base 420 to 1532 and encodes 370 amino acids. Gene Ontology annotation, biological process: G protein-coupled receptor signaling pathway.
GUUUAUCUGCAGUAUUUCAAAUCCGUGUGUAAUUAAAGCUGCCUUCCCGAAAAAGAACUCAAACGUCAUCAGGAGGCCCAGGAAAGACUUUCGUUAAUUCUUUCAUAUCGGUACAAGUGGUGAACAAACUCGGGGAUUUUGUAUUUGAUGAACAUUUUUGUUUUCCCAGUUAUACUCGGUACUGUAGUAUAUUGCACAUCAGGCGGAUAUAGGAUCGCGUGUGUAUCAGACAUCAACGCAUGCCAAUCAUCGCUCUGCUGAUCUGAGGGCAGGUAGGUCACCCAACUCGGCCGCUCUUCCUAGACAUUUUGUUUACACAGUUUUUCCGCACAAGAAGCCUGUGGCGUGAUCGUUUUAAGCCAAGGACAGAUCUGGUGUUUGUGUGAAGUGGGACUGUUGGACAUUUACUCUGCUGAACCAUGGAGGAAGGAAUGGACGAGUCAAGCUACUUCAUUAGUUCUUUUGACCUUGAAGAUUACGAGGACUACAUUUACAACGCGACCAGCAGUGAUGAUUACUCGCACAGCAUACACGUACCAUGGAGGUGGAAUUUCACGGUCACCCUCAUCAUGGCGGUCUUUGGGAUAGUGGCCAAUUCCGCUCUGCUAAUGGUGAUUGCACUCAACCGGCACCUGCGCACAGUUUCCAACAUUCUCGUCGGAAACCUAGCCGUAGCUGACUUGAUCAUGUUUAUCUUCGCCGUGCCCUCUGACAUCUUGCACUGGCACGUCUUCAAUUGGCCCGACAACGACCUGGGUGACUUCCUAUGCAAGUUAACCGGUGGUUCUUAUAGCCUCGCCCAGGCGCUAUGCGUAGCUUCCCUAACGGCAGUUAGCAUCGAGCGGUAUUGCACCCUCCGUUGGAAGAUACAUACCAAACGCACCGCGGUCAUUCUGUUCCUCGUGUGGGUCUUCGCGGUCGUCUGUACCGUGCCCUUGUUAGUCUGGGCUAAGGUCGUCAAGUAUUCUAGGUCCUUCUCCAUUUGUCACGUCGUACCUGUUCAUACCCGGGAUAACCCCACGGCGAAGGGUUUCCUCACCACAGGCUUCGUGCUGAAGUACCUGAUACCUCUGCUCGUGAUAACCUGCUGCUACUGCGGCAUGGCUGCCGUUUUGGUACGCGGUACUCCCUCAAGCACUGCAGCCGUACGCGCCAUGAGGCGUCUUGCCAUCGUAGUGCUCGUUCUCAACAUUGCCUUCGCUAUCUGCUGGCUUCCAGGCCACGCUAUUAACCUGUAUUUCCUCUACACCAGCUGGGAUCAGAUUCUCGCCAUCUCCUUUGAGACCUAUAUGACUUUAAGUGAGGUAGCUCACGUCCUGGUGUACGUGAAUUCCUGUCUGAAUCCCGUCGUAGUGUUUGCGAUCAGCGCUACCCACCGCGAGCCUCUAAUGCGCUUCGCCCGGUCCUGCCUGUUCUGCGUACGGCAGGCCCCACCAUCAACAGGCACAGAUCAGAACGCCGGCGAUCGUUACGCCCGAAUUCCUGAUGACGUCUUUGUCACCGAGACAGAAUGUGCAGAAGAAAAAGCUUAAAAAGAAUAAUUAAGAAUAAUUGAGACUGUAUAUUCACUCCAUAGACGUCUUGUAGACGCUGUCGUUGGCUGAAAACAUACUUUUCAUAUUCCAAGGAAUCAUGCCCAUGCUUGGACAUUUGCUUAAAGUGGUAGACCCGUGUUUGAUGCUUUUCGGACUUGUAUAUCUUCCCAAAGCAAUAAAGCUGAAUAUGGUCUCUUAGUUUGUGAAAGUUCAAUGAAACAUUUGUAUAUAAGAACCUUUAGGCUGACAAAGUUGAAUUACAUAUCGAAAUUUAUACCAUACACGGUUUGUUUGCAAGGCCAUACAAAAUGCAAUGUAAAGCCUAGUUUCUAUAUCGACAUUAGAAACGCAAAGUGAAAGGCAAAGAAGACCCAAACCUGCAACGCAGACAAAUGGAAACAUUUCAUCCGGAAGUGUCGCCGACACUUCCGGAUCCGCGUACUGUCUGCGCAGUCUGACUUGUCUGCGUGCUUAACGUCGAUAUGGAAACCAGGCUUAAAGUACUUCAACCGGCGUGUAUAUUAUAUUAAACGCAUUGUAAUAUCUGUCAUAUAGGCCUAAUAAUACUAAAAUACAGUGUUGUAGUACUCCAGUACUACUCUAGUACUUUUUUUUGGAGUACUCGUACUCGAAUGUCAAAGUACUCGUACUCGAAAUGACGGUACUCGUAUUUGGGCUCCACUAUCGUGCAGCUUAGCUUCAAAGAUCACAACGAAAACACAUUGAUUUGAGACUGCUUUUGCAGAUAAAAAAAUUCAAAUUAUUUAAUUGAAAAAUGCUUACAAAGACAACCCCAAGUUUGUAUCAAAAAUGAUUAAUAGUACACAUAAUUUUCGGCUUCAAGCACAUUUGUACUAGUACUCACUCGGAAUACAAGUACUCGUAUACUCGUACUCGGCAACCUAAAUACUCGGCAGUACUCGGCACUCAGGAAAACGUACUCGACUACAACACUGUUAAAAUAUUCAAUGAAAAUGUUGCUGUAUUGUACCAAAGAAGCAAAAAUGGAGGAAAACCACAGAUGUAUAUUUCUGGACAACCUUAUUAAACCAUAGAAGAGUAAAUAUUAGGCCAAUCGGUAGAAAAAGGCCAAGUUUUUAUUUCGCGUAAUAGCUAAUCAGCCUGCUGUGUAUAAUAAUGCUCAUAAAAUAUACUAAAGUUUUCCCGGCCAAUUUCCUAAAAUGUUCAUACACUUCUGAAAAUCGGUCAUUCAUUUCCGUCUCAAUUUGAAU